Messenger RNA from Dibothriocephalus latus, 354 nucleotides. The record is from the annotation of a GenBank genome assembly. NCBI's taxonomy places the organism in Eukaryota, Metazoa, Platyhelminthes, Cestoda, Diphyllobothriidea, Diphyllobothriidae.
AUGCGUCUACUUUUUCAAGCGGUGCACGUCGUUAAUUACUGUUUGUUAAACUUUUGUGGCACUUGGCAGUAUGGCGUAAAAACCAAGACAGUCCUGGAGGCCAGAAUGAAAGCAGUGAACAUGACGGAGUUGAAAAAUUCAAAUUACAACAUUGUGCUCAGACCGUCGCCUUCUCGAGCCAUCAUUUCGGACACACGCUCUGGUGUCAUGCACAGUAAUCCACCUUCUCCAUGGACUACGGAAUUGAACUACAGCGUUUCUGCCGUGGCUCAGCCCUCUCCAACCUCCGCUGAACGUACCAACUUUUCAAAACCCAUCAAAAAUCCCACUACCUUGGACGAACAGGUAAUAUAG